This is a messenger RNA of Loa loa (African eye worm), 519 nucleotides long. RefSeq lists its product as hypothetical. The transcript is spliced from 7 exons. The coding region runs from base 1 to 519 and encodes 172 amino acids. The record is from RefSeq and is a predicted model, not a curated record. NCBI's taxonomy places the organism in Eukaryota, Metazoa, Nematoda, Chromadorea, Rhabditida, Onchocercidae.
AUGAGUGCUACUGAUACUGUAGCUGAUACUGCCGAAAAUUGGAAUACGAUGCGUCACUUGGAACGUUUCAAAAAAUAUGGAAAAUAUUCCGUGAUUUUCCACUUUCGGUUAAAGUUUUCGUCAAAUUUAUUCGAAAUGAUUCCGGUCAAGUCAAGUAAAAUGUCCUGGAAGUCAAAAAAGAUCUUGAAAUCAUUGAAAUUAAAAUUUAAAAGAGUAUGUUCUCAACGAGAUUAUCAUAAAGUAGAAUCGAUAAUGAGUCAGCAAUAUGAAAUGAGAUUAACUUCCUACUCGGAAAAUCCUUCAUGGAGCAGAAACAUCCGUCUUAAUGCUAAUUUUGCAUUUGCAAUCGUUCAUGAUGCAAUUUUUCAUUUUAAUCGAUUGAUUAAAACUAUUGCACAACAGAUAGUUGCAUAUGAUCCCAACUUUCAACAUCGGCUUAUUUUACUGCUGCUAACAUAUGUUGCUAUUAUAUUACAGUUCGGAGAUAUUUCCUCAAUAGUGAAUAUAAAGUAUGAGUAA